This is a messenger RNA of Suillus subaureus, 513 nucleotides long. RefSeq lists its product as uncharacterized. Bases 1 to 513 code for a protein of 170 amino acids. The transcript has 3 exons. NCBI's taxonomy places the organism in Eukaryota, Fungi, Basidiomycota, Agaricomycetes, Boletales, Suillaceae. The record is from RefSeq and is a predicted model, not a curated record.
AUGACUCGUCGGGUUCCUCGUAUCCAUCGUCUCCCUCAGCGUCUCGACUACAACCUGAUUCCCGCGCCUUUGGAUCUAUCUCUUCCGCUGGCCACGGAAAAGUCUCCUUUACCAGCCAUCAUUGUGACCCCAUCAUCUCCAUCGGCUGACGCACCUGAGUACUACAUAGCGUUCUUAAAACCGCCCCCUAAGCCUACGUUUCGUGAGCGCAUCUCCGAAUAUUCUCCUUUCCAGCCACAGGUGCCCCUGAAGGCUCGGAGCGCUAUGAUCGUGUCCCUCAUUCUCUUCAUUCUGAUCUGCCACCUUCUGGUACACAUUGCUGUCCGCCGUCCACACUUCGAUUUCAUCCCAUCCUCUGAUAAUAUCUCGUCGCUCAAAACGAAUUAUCAUCAGGCCCAAAACUCGUUCUUGGACUCAUUUGUUUCAGAUCUCAAAUCUUUUUGGAGUGGACCAGUGGCCGGGGAUGCGCGAAAUUUCAUAAUCGAAGAUUUUUCACAACCAGCGCAUCGGUAG